GCCCUCUAUUAUGAAAAUGGCAUAUGCUUGAGACUGGGGUGUUUUUUGGGUCUUAGCAGACUGAGUGAGAUAGAGGCAGCUCGAUAACUGUGUGUGUGCAUGUGUGUGUGUUUAUGUGUGUGUGUUUCUGCUUCUCUCCACCGUUCUCUUGGCUGACCGCCCUGAUUUUUGACAGUCAGGGUUUUCCUGAGUUCCGACAGCGUACGCCGGGCAGCGUGUCGGUGAGUUAGGACUUUCCUCUCUGUGUGAACGUUUUCUGGAAAAUUCCAUUAAUUCGGAGCAACUUCAAACUGUUAUUUCAGGAGCUGGGCUGACUGCGAACACAAGGAGGCACUGUCUCCUGCGAACAUGGCAGACCGUAAGGCAGCAGAGGUGGAGCACCUGGAGCGGAGGGUACGGAGGCGACGGAGACCAAAGGAUGUGAUACUGUCCAAGCUGAGCCGAAGUUUUACCUGCUCCACGGCCAGGCUAAAGGUCACCCUUACGGGCUUCUUCCCUGUGGUGAAAUGGCUGCCCAAGUACAAGCUGAAGGAGUACGCCUGGGGAGACGCCAUGUCUGGCCUCAUUGUGGGCAUCAUCCUGGUCCCACAAGCCAUUGCCUACUGUCUGCUGGCCGGCCUAGAGCCCAUCUAUGGCCUGUACACUUCCUUCUUUGCCAACAUCAUCUACUUCCUCAUGGGCACCUCCAAGCACGUGUCUGUGGGCAUCUUCAGUCUCAUGAGCCUCAUGGUUGGUCAGGUGGUGGACAGGGAGGUCUACCUGGCAGGGUUUGACCUUAGUGAGGAAGGCAAGCCUGCUGUCACCAGCCUGAAUGACAUGUGGAAUGGAACUGUCAUCUUCAAUACCUCUGCAGUAAACCUGACCUUGGGAGGCUACAGCUUGGAGUGUGGAAAAGAAUGCUAUGCCAUCAGUAUUGCUGCAACUUUAACGUUUCUGGCUGGAGUAUACCAGGUUCUGAUGGCUGUCUUCCGCCUGGGCUUUGUCUCGGUGUACCUCUCGGCUCCGAUGCUUGAUGGCUUUGCCACUGGUGCCUCCCUCACUAUCCUCACCGUGCAGGCUAAGUACCUCCUCGGGCUGAAGAUCCCUCGACACCAAGGCUACGGCACGGUGGUGGUCACCUGGAUCAACAUUUUCAAAAACAUCCACAUGACGAACUUCUGCGAUGUGAUCACCAGCGCCAUCUGCAUCACCGUCUUAGUGGCAGGGAAGGAGCUGCAAGACCGCUACAAGAGCCGUCUGAAGAUCCCCUUGCCCACUGAGCUGGUGGUGGUCGCAAUGGCCACGCUGGUGUCCCACUUUGCCGACCUUGGUGGACGCUACAGCUCCAGCAUCUCUGGGGCUAUUCCCACAGGCUUCAUCCAACCAGAGAUGCCCAGCUUUCAGCUCAUGCCACGGGUGGCCCUGGAUGCCAUCCCCCUUGCCAUCAUCAGUUUCGCCUUCACCGUCUCGCUAUCUGAGAUGUUUGCCAAGAAGCACGGCUACACCGUCAGGGCCAACCAGGAGAUGAUAGCCAUUGGCUUCUGCAACAUCAUCCCCUCUUUCUUCCACUGCUUCACCACCAGCGCUGCCCUGGCUAAGACCAUGGUGAAGGACUCCACCGGAUGCCAGACGCAGGUGUCCAGCCUGGUGAGCGCCUUUGUGGUCCUCCUGGUGCUGCUUAUCUUUGCCCCCUUCUUCUACUCACUGCAGAAGUGUGUCCUGGCCUGCAUCAUCAUCGUAAGCCUGAGGGGAGCCCUACGCAAGUUCCGGGACGUGCCCGAACAGUGGCGCCUAAACAACGUAGACGCCAUCAUCUGGACGGUGACCAUGAGCGCCUCAGCUCUGAUCAGUGUUGAGAUUGGGCUGCUGGUGGGAGUGGUAUUCUCCAUGCUCUGUGUGGUAGUUCGGACCCAGAACCCCAAAGUGGCCCUUCUGGGUCAGAUCCCGGACACUAGCCACUAUGAGGACCUUGGAGAGUAUGAUAACCUCCUAGCAGUCCCCAAGGUGAAGAUCUUUCGCUUCCAGGCCCCUCUGUAUUAUGCCAACAAAGACUCCUUCCUGAAGUCGCUGUAUAAAACAGUGGGCCUGGAACCCUUCCUGGAGGUCGCCAAGAGGAGGAAAGCUGAGAAGCGAGCCAAAGAUCCGGCCACCAAGCAGGACAAAAGCUCGGACAGCAUCAACGGCAAUGUGGCUACGGUCCUGGUGACCAGAGACAUCCACACCAUCAUUCUAGACUGUUCCGCUAUGCCCUUCAUAGACACCCCCGGCAUGCUGACUUUAAAAUUGGUCAUGAAAGACUACAAAGGAAUCGGUGUCAGAGUGCUGUUAGCCUGUUGUAACCCUCCAGUCAUAGACGCACUGAAACGUGGGUUUGUUUUCGGGCCAGGCCACAAAGACAUGGACAGUUUGACCUUCCACAGCGUCCAUGGUGCCGUCCUCUACGCUUACGACAAUGUGGAUGCGGAGAUGGCCGUGUAGCGAGGAAGAGACUCUCAAUUCACAGUACCCGCUGUGGACUCCACAAAGCUAACAAUUUAUGGGUGUCAAAACAUUUUCUGAAUGUUAGGAAAGUUGGGGUAAAUGUUCUCAUCAUGCAUAUUUGUCCAGUUUCCAGGAUGUCUAUUUAACAUUAAGUUACAAGGAACAUUUCAGGAACAGCUUUUUAACAAUUAUUUCAAAUGUGGACAGCUAUUCCUGUUUAUUUUACAAGGAGCAUUUUAAAAAUGUAUUUAACACAUAUCCUUUGUGGUGUUUUUUUCAUUAAACUACAUGGAAACUAACCCUUUUUCUAAAUAUGUUUGUAUGCCACAUGCAUAGGACAUUUUUCUGCAACUUUUUCUGACAUUUUGGAAGUGUUUUGUGUUAGCUGGGUAAGGCAUAGUUUUGUAAAUGAGCUGGAAAUCAUGUGCCUCAAUUGUGGCUUUCUAUGUCUGCUUACCAAGAUCAUCCAAAAUUUCACUACUUCAUGCCAUUUUUCAUAAAAAUCAAGUCUAACACUAACACUUAACAGGUUAUAAGGAUAGUCCUCUGGAUUUUGUGAAUCACGACAAGGCCAAGCUAUAGAUAUUCAACUCCAAUUCCCAAUAACUGACUAUGGAACCUGAAUUUACAAGACUGGAAAUCCUGUCAGAGGACAUUACCUGAAUGCCUUAAUCUAUGCAUAGACAUAGCUCUGAGUUAAUGUUUAGUAAACUAUGUUGAUACUUUGCACUGAGGUCAAAGAUGUUUUUGUUUAUGUUUUUAAACACAUUCAAAAGUAUCAAUCACAAAUGUGAAAGUAGCUCUUAUUAAUGCCCUUCAUUGAAACUAUAGGUUUGUAAGGAUUUGUUUAACUAUGGCAUGCACAAUAUGACAGCUCAGGCCAUAUAAGCCAGCUUUGUGCUGUUAGACUUCAUGUGUAAUCAAAAAAAUGACACCAAGAAAAUGAUUUAAAUAAGCACCACCAGUCUGAAAUAUUGUGCAAGAUGAUAAAACAUGCUAUCAGUACAAUCUCAUAGUAAAUCUCGUACAAAACCUAAUUUUUACUGUGUCAAUUUUCCAGACAUUUAUACUAUCAACAUGUUUAGAAUGAAUCACAAUGAAGAAAACAUUUUAACUGUUUUAUUGAAUCAUUGUUUUUCCAUGUAGAUUACAUUUUUUGUCAUUGUAUAUAAGACAUCAAGACAGGUGUUAAUGUGAUACUUGCAAAAACAGUGUUUGGUUAAAUAUUCUUCAGGACGUUUGUGUUUAUGAUCAUGGAAAAUGUAUUUCUUUGUGAAAUGAGGCAACAUUGUGCUCCCACGGUCAUACGGAGCAUUGUGCAUCAGUGAUAUUUAAAUGACAGCUACAAAGUUAAUUAUUGAUCAAUAAAUCAACAAGAUUCAGCGUUGACUAAUAGGACAACAUCCGUUUCUUGUUUAAAGUGUCUUCUAAUAAAUUGUAAAAUAAUGUGA
This is a messenger RNA of Anguilla rostrata (American eel), 3911 nucleotides long. RefSeq names its product solute carrier family 26 member 1 (gene slc26a1). The record is from RefSeq and is a predicted model, not a curated record. NCBI's taxonomy places the organism in Eukaryota, Metazoa, Chordata, Actinopteri, Anguilliformes, Anguillidae. Gene Ontology annotation, molecular function: bicarbonate transmembrane transporter activity; oxalate transmembrane transporter activity; secondary active sulfate transmembrane transporter activity. Gene Ontology annotation, biological process: transmembrane transport. Gene Ontology annotation, cellular component: plasma membrane. The coding region runs from base 349 to 2457 and encodes 702 amino acids. The transcript has 3 exons.